AUGGAAUAUACAGGGAACAAGCCAGAGGAUAAUUCCACUACAGUGACACAGUUUCUCUUUCUGGGAUUUUCUGAGCUUCCCAACCUACAAGGAUUUCUGUUUUGGAUGUUUUCCAUAAUGUACAUGAUUAUCAUAAUAGGAAAUAGCUUAAUAAUUGUCAUAGCCAGAAUUGAUCCUGCACUACAAAAACCCAUGUAUUUUUUUCUGGCCAAUUUUUCAUUUCUGGAAAUCUGUUAUGUAUCUGUCACUCUUCCUAGGAUUCUGUACAAUCUUUGGACUCAAGAUAGAAAAAUUUGUCUUCUGGCUUGUGCCGUCCAAAUGUUUUUCUUCACAAUUCUGGCAGCUACUGAGUGUUUCCUACUGGCUGUGAUGUCCUAUGACCGCUAUGUGGCCAUCUGCAACCCUCUGCACUAUCCACUGGUCAUGAACCCAACAAAGUGUACUCAGAUGGCCAUUGGCUCUUGGCUUGGUGGCAUCCCAAUCCAGAUAGGACAAACUUGUGGAAUAUUCUCUCAGCGUUUCUGUCAUUCUAAUAGAAUAGACCACUUCUUUUGUGAUAUUCCACCGGUUCUCAAGCUGGCCUGUGGGGAUACUUCAAUGUGUAAGAUGGCUGUCUAUGUAGUGUUUAUGAUGUUUGUUGCCUUCCCUUUUAUGAUGAUACUUGGAUCUUAUAGCAAAAUCAUUGCCAGCAUUGUGAAGUUGCCAACAGCCACAGGACAGGCAAAAGCCUUCUCUACGUGUUCUUCCCAUUUGGUGGUAGUUGUUUUGUUUUUUGGAUCAGGAACCAUUAACUACUUUAGGCCAAAAUCCACUAAUUCUGCAGGAACUGAUGAGCUACUCUCUCUGGUCUACACAACUGUGACUCCCAUGUUCAACCCCCUGAUAUACAGCCUUAGGAACAAGGAUGUGAUUGCAGCUCUGAGAAGAGUUUUACUUAAAAUGAAGAGCCACAGAGUUAUAUACAAGUGA
Molecule: messenger RNA, 969 nt
Organism: Alexandromys fortis (reed vole)
Lineage: Eukaryota; Metazoa; Chordata; Mammalia; Rodentia; Cricetidae
Product: olfactory receptor 10AG1-like
Exons: 1
Coding region: 1-969 (322 amino acids)
Biological process (GO): detection of chemical stimulus involved in sensory perception of smell; G protein-coupled receptor signaling pathway
Cellular component (GO): plasma membrane
Molecular function (GO): G protein-coupled receptor activity; olfactory receptor activity
Source: RefSeq, a predicted model, not a curated record